Molecule: messenger RNA, 3996 nt
Organism: Cyclospora cayetanensis
Lineage: Eukaryota; Apicomplexa; Conoidasida; Eucoccidiorida; Eimeriidae
Exons: 6
Coding region: 1-3996 (1331 amino acids)
Source: RefSeq, a predicted model, not a curated record
AUGCCUUGUCGCUGGAAACGUGCCGUGGGAGGGGGGAGAAGCCCCUCUCUCGCCGCUCCCGAUGGGGUCCCCUGGAGUAGGUGUCUCUACGGCCCUACCGCUCGGGGUGACAAGCGACUGCCCAUCGUGUUGCAGCGAUCCCUCCAGCACUGCCGAUGGCUAGGCGCCUCAGGAAGGCUUUCGAUCUUGCGAGGAGCGCCUUUCGCUCCCGAGGGGGGCCCCCGGGUAGCCGCUCGAUGGCGACCUCUGUGGAAUGCGCGCGCGGCAGAAUCCCAGUCGGCGUCUUCCGAUUUCCUCAGCUGCGGCAACAGCGAGAGGCGGGACCUAAGCACCAGCAGCAGCAGUAGUAAGGACAGGGAUCUCGGGGUAGGAGGCAGCUGCGAAGCAGCCGUGUGCCCUCGGCAGCUGGGAAGAAGGAGGGCAGCAGCACUCCUCAGGAGCACCACCACUGGCUCCAACAGUGAUGGCUUCCCCUGGAAUGAGGAGGGGCUUCCCGCCGCUUUCUGGAGAGUCUCCAAAGGAGCCGCCGCCUCCGGUAGCAGUCACGGCACUGCAUUCCACAGUCCCUCAGAAAUUGUGGGAGGCCGCAAAGACGCCGACGAAGACGCACUCUCUAGGAGGGGUCUUCCAGCAGAGUCGGCGGAGAAUGCAGAGAUGGUGGCAGUCGCAAGACGAAGAAGAAGGUCAAACGCUGCGGCUGCUAAGGCCAGAUGGCUGCUACACUGUCUCGAGGCGCAUCUCGAGCACCGCCAGCGUCGGCAGCGGCUGCAGGUGGCUACUACGCGUUCUCUUCUGUCUGAAGAUGCUGCUGUGUCUGGCCUAGCUGCACUGGGGCAGUAUUUGCCACCCCACCUGCUUGCAGCUGCUGCGGGAGUCGCAGCACGCACUGUGCCUGUGGAGUCGGCGGCAUGGCGACGUGCGGCAGGCGGGGAAGACAUUCUUGAAGAAACAGAAACUGCUGCUGCGGAUGCUGGUACUGCUGCUGCUUCUGCUGCACAAUUAUUGCGCACAGCACGCAUGCGUUUGCACGAGCUGGGGCCUGUACAACUCGCAGGGUUGCUCAAGAGCCUUGCUCGCUGCAACUCCAGCGCGCAGCAGCAGCAGCAACAACAACCACCACAGCAACAGCAACAGCAACAGCAGCAGCAGCCACCGAUGCUGCACUCGGAAGUGCAGCUGCUUCGUCGCUCAGCACUGCCCGCAUUAAGCGCCUCAAUGCACCGUCUCAGGAGCUACCAGGCAAGCCUGGAGGCGCAAGCCGUGGCUUGGUUUGUCCUGCGUCACUGCCAGCACCACAAAACCUUGGCGGUACUGCAGAAGCUGCGAGAGGUUCUGCUAAGUCAGCUUUCACUGCUUUCACACCAGCAGCGACUUCAGCAGCAGUGCCGGGGCCUCUGGCCUGCUCCUUCGCUUCGAGACGCCGCCUCUCUUGCCACUGCUCUGCUGCAAUGCGGCACGCUGGACGGCUAUUUGCUGCAACAGCUGUGGCGGGCAGUUUGCAGGAGCUUCUUGGAAGAUGCUAGAGCGGUAGCGUUAGGCGGGGAGACUUCCUCGCUGUCUGCUGCAGCCGUGCGGUCUGUUGCUGUGCGUGCCCCCCCGGAGAGAGUGGCAGUCGAUGGACGCAGCGUCGCUCCCUCUCAGGCACUCUCUGCCUUUUGUUGCGCAUUGCCACUAGGGGCACUCCCGGAUGCCCUUCAUGCUGCAGGUUCUUCCGUGGACCCCUCCUUUGGAGGUUUCGUCUUCUCCCUUAGCCAGGAUUUCGCUUGGGCAGCAGAGACGCCUCGAGAUCGGUUUGCUGCUGCGCAGCUGCUGCACCUUCUUGCCUCGCUGGCGUCUCCGGCUGCGGCUGUGACCGACACGCCGCUGCUGCAAGCCGUGGCUGCAGCAGUUAGAGCCAGGCUGUUGAAUCCAAGCAACAGCAACAGCAACAGUGCGAGCUGCGGCAGCUCUAACACGAGUUUGCAACUGGCUGUGGCUCAGCACAUUGCGUGCUGCUGGAUCGCUGUCGCGCGUCUGCUGCUAGCGGUGCAGGAGAGCAGAGACCUUGCUGCAGCUGCGGUGUAUCCGCAGUUGCAUCCUGAGGAGGCGCACUGCCUUCUUGCAUUCCGCAACAGCAGCAAAGACAGCCGACUACUGCCCCCCACGGAAGCGUUUGCAAUGUUUUUCGAUGAUGUACUUAAGCCCUCUGCAGCUGUACUGGAAGCACUAGUGGCAGCCGAGGCUGCCGAUCCAAUUGCCAACUUCAAUGCAGCAGAUCCGAUUCGGCAGUCCGCUGAGGAGCAGCUGCAUGCGCGGCUGGUGCGCGAAGCCCAACAGAUGCCGCGUGUUGCUGCUGCUCUGGCUGCUGCCGCCGGCCGAGCGCAAGGCCCUGUGGAACGUCUGGUAUUGGAAGAAGCCGCAGCGAUAGCAGCAGGAGCUGCUGCGAGGGCUCCCCCUUCGCUUCUGAGAAUGUUGCAACAGUCCCACGAUUCCUUGCUGCAGCUGCGCACCGCACUGGCAAAGGACCUUGUGGACCGGACUGAGCCAUCAUCAACAGCAGGAGACAGCCGCAACGAAGCAGCAGCAGCAGCUCGAUCGACAUGUCCAUUGCCAGGGGACCCGCGUGUCGCAGUAGCGUGGGCAUGCGCUGCAGCAGCGGCAAACAGCUGCGAUGCUCCCGCUGCAGCUGUUGAUGCGGCCCUUGUGCUGGCGGAAGAGCACUUGGUUAGAUCUCGCAGGGAGCUCGAGGAGGCGACUGCAGCUGUGGGAACCGCCGCAACAGCAGGUUCAGGACGCGUCGCAGUCAGCCUCCUGCAGCAGCUUGCUGCUAUCGCUACACUGCUGCAUGCACUCAGUGCCUGUGGUGCCCGUCGCCGAGCGACGCUGCACUCGCUGCUUCCGGGGCUUCGCAGGGCCAUCUACACACAGCACCAGUACCAGCAGCAGCAGCGGCAGCAGCAGCAGGAACAAGGCGAGCAAGAGGGGGGCCAUGGAGACAUUGCAUUUAUAUGGCAGUGCUGGGCAGAUAUUUUCUUGUCUCUAGUGGAGUUGCAGGCUACAGAUGCCCUCGGAGUUGCUGCUGCACUGCUGCAUGCGCAGCUAGUGCAGCAAGCCCCUCAUCUCAACGAUCCGGCGUUGUUGCUGCUGCUUCAGGCGCAGCUGCUGCUGUGCUGUGGCUCGCCGCAACCAGAGACUGCUCCGUUAGGCCUGCAGGCUGCUUCUACAACCAGAACAACACUACCGGGACCAACAGAGCUCACCUGCGGCAGCGAUGCUCCAAAGGAUGCGUACAGGGCUCCUUUGUUCUUGCAGUUGAUCGAUCAAGACGGUGGCCAGGCGCAACCGGGUGCUGUACUACGCGGGCUGCUUUUAGAGGCCGAAAGACGCCAGAGGUGUCUUUCGCUCCUGCAGUCUCCGGAGCAGCUCGUGCUUCUGGCCUUUGCGUUGCACUUCUUUGAGGGACUAGACUCUAUGGGUGCUGCUCGCUGCAGCAAGCUACAACAGCUGGCCCGUCGUCUCUCCUGGCGCAGAGAAGCGAUUGUCGCAGCGGCAACUGCCGCCGCGCCUGACACCGCAGCAGCAGUAGCAAGCAUGGAGGGCAACAUGAAACGCAGGCCUUUUUUCUCCAGUGCUUCUCCUUGCCGAUAUCAAGAUGUGCCACUGCUGCUUCCUGCUGCAGCCCGGCAUAGUGGCAGCAGCAGCAGCGGCGUGGCGCUGCAGCUGGGCAACAGUCCAAGGAGCUGGACAGACCGCUGGGUGUGGUUGUUUGCCGCUGAGGCCAUUGCACUGCGUCAUGCUGCAGCUGCCAAAGGUGCUUGCAUACGCGGCAGCAGCAGCGCACUCAGCAGCAGGGAGCAACAUGGGGGUUGGGAGGCCUCUGAAAGUCUGUGUUGCAGCCCCGUGAUUGAGGGGUGGAUUGCUGCAGACGGUUGCGUUGAGGGAGGGGUCUCAGGACCUUCCCCGUCUCCCGGAGAGCAACCUGUGCUCUUUCUGCUUUCCCGGCGGAAUUUCUGGUGA